Molecule: messenger RNA, 2046 nt
Organism: Cladocopium goreaui
Lineage: Eukaryota; Dinophyceae; Suessiales; Symbiodiniaceae
Source: the annotation of a GenBank genome assembly
AUGCAAUGGCGCUGUGUUUCUUACCUGUUGAACUUGGUGCUGUUGGGCCUGCUGGGAUUUUCUCUUUCAGCCGACUGGACCUUCGGCCUAGCGCCAUCGCGCCAUCAGCGCCUGGAGCUUCCAGACGCAGAGCAGCUCCAGCCGGAGCUCAAAGGCUCUGAAGCAGUUGGUUUGGUGAUUGUGGCAGAUGGCAACUUUCGCCAACACUACCAAGGUCAAAUUUCCAGUGUGCGAUGUUAUGCUCAGAAAAAUGGCUACGAUUUGUGGCUGCUGCAUGGGGAUGAAUUUGAGGAGUGUGGAAGCAAGUACUAUCCACCUGGUUACUACUUCUUUCAGAAACACUGUGUGGUUGCUGCGCUGCUGGAAGAACAGUCUGCAGCGUACACGGUGGCAGUAUUGGAUGCGGAUGUCGUGGCUGUGGUCCUUGAUCGGAACCUGAGCUAUUGGAUACAGAAUGGUGGUGACCUGCAGUUCUAUGGCAGAAUCACUGGUGUGGAGAUUGCGUCAGGGAACUACAUCGCCAGCAACAAACCCUGGGUUUUGGAGUUCCUCCGCUACUGGGCCCAUUUUCGCUUCCGCCAGCCGAGCGGCUUCAGCAGUGCCGACAACGGAGCGCUGCAUCUGGCGCUGCUGGAGAUCUUGGAACUGCCAGAGACCUUGGAGGUUCAGCAGCUCUAUUCCAAUCUGACAGAGAAUGUUGAGAAUCUUCAGCCCUAUUGGCAUUUCAUCCAGGUGGCGACCGGAGCUCUUCGUGCGCGGAGCUUUCAUUUGGGCCACAGCAAGUUGGGUCGGCUGUGUAACCAUGCACAAAGCCAGGGCUUGGGGGAUUGUGUCCUGUCUGUCUGGCCCCGGAUGAACUUUUUCGUGGCUGAUGGGGUCUAUUUAGACAACCACGGGAGCUCUAUAGGGCCAGUGAUGCACCAUGGAAUCAAGUCCCAGGAGUGGAUGCUCCGCUACUUCAAGGAUUUGGAAAAGUGUGUGGUGAAUCCAUCUGCUUUGGUAUCACCAAAGCAACUGGGUGCCAAGGCUGUAGGACUUGCAGAAGGCUACAGCCAUCUUUACCGAAAGGGUAUGAUCGCCUUAGCGGAGGGCAUUCGACCGUUUGGGGGUCCUUCUUUGAUCUCGAGAGGCAGCGGUGAUUUGGUGGCGAAUGGUGACCAAAAAUGGCAGAGCUGGGGAUAUGCUUGUUGCCGCGGCCUGUCCCGAAAUGAGGUCUGCCCACAUGCAGCCGCAGACGUCGAGGAGGAAGGCCAAAGCUCAGAAGAGGACGCUGCAGCCAAAGCGCUGCGCGUUGCCUGGCAGGAUGGGAAGUUGUUGGAUGCAGAUCCCCCAGAUGAGCUGCCUCGCAGAGAAGAAACCCAGCCAGAGGAGCUGGUGGCGUUGGAGUUUCUGGCGCAAUUUGUGCUGUACUGGUUCCAGCAUUGGAAGAGCCAUGAGAAACCCGAGCAGUUGCAGCUGGACAGCACGCGUUCGGCCUUGUUGAAACUUAUGAAGCAGCUGAAUCGAAAGGUGGUGGAUGGUGUGCUGCUCUCUGGCCUUGUGGAGUUUGCCGACUUGGCUCACCGCAGGGAGUACGCGCAGGCCAAUGAUGUGUACGUGAACAUCACCAUCGGAAAAGCGACGUGGCAUUCAGCCUUGGAUUUGGGAGAACAACGAGCACACUGGGGCCAAGGAUGCAGCUUGAGGACCAUGCAAAGACAGGUCGUUGAGAAAGACAUGAAGAAUGCCAGUGCCUUUGACACAGACCCCGUGGUCCAAAGCUAUGUCCAUGCGCUGAAGAGGAUGGUCACCUACAUGCAGACCGUGCAACCCAGCACUGAUCCAUCAAAGCAAGGCCAUGUGCCCGCACCUAGGGCCAAGGCUGAUGAGGUUGGCUUGCCGGUGAGGCCCGGCAUCCGGGACUCUGAUGGCCGCGACCAUUCCCCCGAGUUUGUGGAUGUCAAUGAUGCCAGUGCCCGCGAUGCCCAGCGGGGCAUCGCCUUUGGCAGCCGCGAGAAUGGUCGUGCCCAUCCCUUCGUGGGCAUCGGCUUCGCGCGCGGCAUCUGA